AUGGCGCCACUAUCCGGAUCAGCCAAGAAGAAGAAGCAGAAGGAGAAGGAGAGGGAGCUCCAACGCCUCAAGGUGAUUGAGGAGCGACAAGCGGGGUCGGACACGAGCCCUGAUGAGGAGAUUCCAGCCACCCAGCCCUAUGGACCUUGGGAAGAGCCAAAAGAGAAAUGGGAUGCACGUUUGGAGGCUCAACCCCCAACUGAGAAGUACUCUGAAUUCGAGAAGCGUGCAAAGGCCAGAAAAGGGCAGCCCAUCGAGUAUCAGCCCGCUGCGAUCUCCGAUGAGCAGACGCUACAUGUAGAUGCAUCUACCAAGUUUGAUAGCACUGCGAAACCUGUUCAGAAGCUGGUCUUCGCUUCAGGUAUCAACUUAGACGACACCCUCAUUGACGUCAUCGCGAAUGCAGACGCUACGUUCCGAAGUGCAGUCCGUGUGUUCGUCGCCGGUGACGCCGAAAGGAAGGAGGCAAUUGAGAUCACAAGUGCGGGCGUGGAGAAACUCACCAAAGCCCUGCCUCAACUAGAGGUUAUUGCUCUCCACGGCACAUCCAAGCUCACUCGAACCGCAUUCCCAACUAUUCUCAAGAACUGUGCGAACAUCGAAUCCGUCACCCUGACAGUCGUCCAAGGCCAGAAGUCCAAGCGCAUACGUCUCAACAGCACACUCGAAUGGCUGAACGACAAGACUUUCGUACCCAAGCUGCGAUACCUCGAAUUCCGUGGCGUCUACCACGAGGCUUUCCGUCGCGAGUUCCUUGAGUUUCUUACCCAAAGCAGGCCGGCACUAGAGAUCGUGUUCGAAUUUGACCGGCCAGCACGACCCGAGCUGCGCAGCGAGAAAGAAGAUUGGAUGGGCGUGACGGAUCCCGUUGAAAGGCGAAAAUUGCAGAACCGCUUAAACCAGCGAGCACGGAGAAACCGCGCCCAAAAGAAGAAUGCCAUCAUCAAACAGCCACGUAGUGUCAUCGUUCCGGACGAUACCCAUGAGAGCGAUGCAUCGGGUCGUGAAGGCAGCACGUCCGAUGCUUCUCAAGAUGGUUCCAGCGAGCCGGAUGGCACAAUGAUGCGGAAGUCAUGCAUGGCCGCUCAUCCGAAAGUGAAAGAGCUCAUGCAGCGCUUCUCCGAACAUGCAUAUGCCAGCUACAUGCAAGGGACACCCGCUUUGUCACACUUACCACUGCUUCUCAAGUAUAACGUAGCUAGUGGUCUCGCGCGAAAUGCAGACCUACUGGGGGUUACAGCACAAUACUAUGAUUGGUAUGGCAUCUCGCCACUAAACAAGCAGGGUCCACUCUUGGGUUUGGGAGCUGGAGCGGAAUGGCCUGCAUGUCUACAACCCACUGAAUUACAAAGUUCCAUAGAGCAUCACCCCUGGCUCGAUCUGUUCCCCUGGCCCAAGGUGCGCGACAACAUGCUGCAAGCGUUUCAACGAACAGAGCCCGUUGACUAUGAAGACGAGCUAUGCAUCGAUGUCUGCGAGUAUAACCAUCUAGAUCGCAGACCAAUACUGAUAGUAUGGGGUCCUCCCGAAGAUCAUCGCAGCUGGGAGAUCGAUCCCAUAUUCCUGGAGAAGUGGGGCUGGCUGCUCAGCGGAUGCCCCGAAGUGUACGAAGCCACAAACUACUGGCGCGGAACAAGAGGCGAGAAGCCGAUUACUCCACAGCAGUGGCAUAACACGAUACAAAGGAGUUGCCAACUACAGCGACUAGACUGCUGUCCCUCGAGAAGCGCGGAUGAUAUGGACCCCUUCGCACCACCGCCAAAGCCGAAGACCGCCUUGGGCUGGCACCGCGUCUUGUCGCCCGCUGCCAACGUCAAGGUUUCACCCAUCUCACUAGGCGGAAUCAGUAUUGGCAACUCGUGGAGCAAACUGUUUGGUGUCAGUGAGGAUGCCCACUCUCUGCUGGACACCUAUUUUGACCUCGGCGGCAACUUCGUCGAUACCUCGAAUACCUACAACUCGGAAGAAUCUGAGAAGCUUAUCGGCGAGUGGAUGGAGAAGCGAAACAACAGAGACCAGAUGGUGAUCGCAACUAAGUACGGAGCGGGCUACAGAGCCUACAAUCGGGAGAACGAACCGCUGCAGAGCAACUUUACAGGCACAAGCGCAAAGAGCAUGCACGUAUCAGUUCGAGACAGCCUCCGCAAGCUCAAGACUGAUUACAUCGACAUAUUAUACGUACAUUGGUGGGAUGUUGGUGGUAAUGUGGAAGAGAUCAUGCGCCAUCUUCAUGCACUUGUCAUGGCUAGACAGGUCCUCUACCUCGGGGUCUCGGAUACGCCAGCCUGGAUAGUUGUCAAAGCAAACGAAUACGCCCGCCGCCACGGCCUAACACCCUUCUCUCUUUACCAAGGCCGAUGGAACGCCGCCUACCGUGAUAUGGAAGCCGAGAUAAUACCCAUGUGCGAGGACCAAGGCUUAGCAAUCGUAUCUUGGGCCUCGCUCGGCGGCGGCCAACUGGCUACGACCUCCUCAAGAAAGGCUGCAGAAGAAGAUCCAAAGUCUGGUAAAGGCUUUUACAAUGCAUCAGAGAGCGAUAUAGCAGUAUCGGAGGUCCUCGAGAAAAUGGCAGAAAAGAAGGGUGUUACAUUGCAGCAAAUGGCACUGGCAUACUUGUUCCAUCAAUCCACUCACGUAUUCCCUAUUGUGGGUGUGCAGACUGUGGAGCAUGUCAAGGCAAUGGUACCCGCACUGGCCAUCUCCUUAUCGAAAGAGGAAAUUGAAGAAAUACACAGUGCUGCGCCGUUCAACCCACUGUUUCCGCAAAACUUCAUCUUUGGCGGUCGACCGUAUAGCACUAGGCUGACGGCGGCAGACCAGGCGAAUUAUCAGAUGGCCGCUUGGAUAGACGCACCACCGAAGAAUCCUGGGUACGCGCCACGGUCAUGA
Alternaria burnsii is the source of this 2889-nucleotide messenger RNA. RefSeq lists its product as uncharacterized. NCBI's taxonomy places the organism in Eukaryota, Fungi, Ascomycota, Dothideomycetes, Pleosporales, Pleosporaceae. The record is from RefSeq and is a predicted model, not a curated record. Bases 1 to 2889 code for a protein of 962 amino acids. The transcript is spliced from 6 exons.